AUGGCGGCCACCACCGGGUGCCAUGGGUCUCUGUGCUUCUGUCCCUGCAGACCUGCCUUUUGGCUGGGCAAUGCCACCCUGAAGGUGCCCCUGGCGCUCUUCGCGCUGAACCGGCAGCGCCUGUGCGAGCGUCUGCGGAAGAACACGGCCGUGCAGGCGGGCGCCGUGGUGCUGCUGCAGGGCGGGGAUGAGACCCAGCGCUACUGUACCGACACGGGUGUCCUCUUCCGGCAGGAGUCCUUCUUCCACUGGGCCUUUGGGGUCACCGAGCCGGGCUGCUAUGGCACCAUUGACGUUGGCACCGGGAAGUCCACCCUGUUUGUGCCCAAGCUUCCGGCCAGCCACGCCACCUGGAUGGGCAAGAUCCACUCCAGGGAACACUUCAAGGAGAAGUACGCCGUAGACGACGUGCAGUACGCAGAUGAGAUUGCCACGGUCCUGACAUCCCGCAAACCAUCUGUCCUCCUCACCUUGCGUGGCGUCAACACCGACAGCGGCAGCGUGUGCAAGGAAGCUUCCUUCGAGGGCAUCAGCAAGUUCAAUGUCAACAAUACCAUUCUGCAUCCAGAGAUCGUGGAGUGCCGGGUCUUCAAGACGGACAUGGAGCUGGAGGUUCUGCGCUACACCAAUAAGAUCUCCAGCGAGGCCCACCGGGAGGUAAUGAAGGCCGUGAAGGUGGGGAUGAAGGAGUAUGAGAUGGAAAGCCUCUUCGAGCAUUACUGCUACUCCCGGGGCGGCAUGCGCCACAGUUCCUACACAUGCAUCUGCGGCAGCGGUGAGAACUCGGCAGUGCUGCAUUACGGGCAUGCCGGCGCUCCCAACGACAGGACCAUCCGGGACGGAGACAUGUGCCUCUUCGACAUGGGCGGGGAAUACUACUGCUUCGCUUCCGACAUCACCUGCUCCUUCCCCGCCAACGGCAAGUUCACCGAAGACCAGAAGGCCGUGUACGAGGCUGUGCUGCGGAGCUGCCGCGCGGUCAUGAGCUCGAUGAAGCCGGGCGUCUGGUGGCCUGACAUGCAUCGCCUGGCCGACCGCAUCCACCUGGAGGAGCUGACCCGCAUCGGCGUUCUCACCGGCAGCGUAGACGCCAUGGUGCAGGCCCACCUGGGAGCUGUGUUCAUGCCCCACGGGCUUGGCCACUUCCUGGGCAUCGACGUGCACGACGUGGGCGGCUACCCCGAGGGCGUGGAGCGCAUUAACGAGCCAGGUCUGCGGAGCCUGCGCACGGCGCGGCGCCUGGAGGCGGGCAUGGUGCUCACGGUGGAGCCCGGCAUCUACUUCAUCGACCACCUCCUGGACGAGGCCCUGGCUGACCCGGCCCGCGCCUGCUUCUUCAACCGGGAUGUCCUGCAGCGUUUCCGGGGCUUCGGCGGGGUCCGGAUCGAGGAGGACGUGGCGGUGACGGCCACUGGCUCGGAGCUGCUGACAUGCGUGCCCCGCACGGUGGAGGAGAUUGAGGCUUGCAUGGCCGGCCGCGACAAGACCCAGUAGGGCUGCCGCUGCAGUGCCCAGCGCCAGGAGCCCGCCCGGGGCCACGGCCCUCCCCAAGGGCAGCCGCUGAUGGGCGUCCCCGGAGGCCACGGUGCUCGGGAGGGCAGACCAGAGGGCGCGGCGCCUGCCCUUCCUCUGUGCUUGCUUCGCGUUGACUGACAAACCACCUUCCAAAAUGCUCCUUGACUAGCUGCAAUGUGUCUCUGAUCAUUUAUAAUCUCAGGCUCAAGGAAGGUGCCUUCCCAGUAAAUUCUCUCAAAAAACUCUUUUUUCUCAAUCCAUCCACAGAGUGGAAUUUGCAAUAAAAUUUUCUGAUGAUGAUGCA
Messenger RNA from Sorex fumeus (smoky shrew), 1819 nucleotides. RefSeq names its product peptidase D (gene PEPD). The transcript has 15 exons. The coding region runs from base 1 to 1494 and encodes 497 amino acids. Gene Ontology annotation, molecular function: manganese ion binding; metalloaminopeptidase activity. NCBI's taxonomy places the organism in Eukaryota, Metazoa, Chordata, Mammalia, Eulipotyphla, Soricidae. The record is from RefSeq and is a predicted model, not a curated record.